This is a messenger RNA of Echinococcus granulosus, 2607 nucleotides long. Its product is annotated as Ubinuclein-2. The record is from RefSeq and is a predicted model, not a curated record. Gene Ontology annotation, cellular component: nucleus. The transcript is spliced from 13 exons. Lineage: Eukaryota; Metazoa; Platyhelminthes; Cestoda; Cyclophyllidea; Taeniidae. Bases 1 to 2607 code for a protein of 868 amino acids.
AUGUUUGACAAGACAGUUGUUCUGGAAAUUGACCUUCUAAAAAAUGAAAAUCGUAAUGAAUUCUCCUAUAUUGAUCUUGUACAGUCUGAACUGGGAAUCAACAUUGGUCUGGAUGUGCCAACCGGAAAUGAGGACUCUCGCUUGAUAGAGCUAGCAAAGUCUUUCGAAAGGAAAUACGGUAAUAUGGUAACAGUAACCAAUAAGGGCAAACGGCGACGUCUCCGAGUGGAUGAUUUCAUUGAUCUCGGGGAGGGCUACGAUUCUCAGGACUCCUUCAUCGACGAUUCAGAGGCAGUGGAACUGAUCGUUGCUCCCACUCUCAGAACCCGACACGGUGGCUUUUUCGUCAACGAGGGCUUUCUUGAGAGCGUUGAGGACAGAUCGAUGGACAUCGAGCCGCCACCUUCCGCACCGAAAGUAAAAAUUGAUCUCUCUCCCCCAUCACCCAAGCGACCCAAACUCAAAAAGGACAAGUCAAAACAGUUGUUGGAGAGAGCCGUGAAGCAGCUAGCCGCACCCGCUGCUGCUGUGUCUACGGGUAGUAAGACUACAAAGAAUGGACUCAACUCCCUCGACGCCGUCUUCGAUUCUGUGCUUUCCGCUUCCACGCAAAAUGAGGUGAAUAAAUCGCCUUCGACGACUUCUUCCAAUAGUAAGGCGACUUCAAACAAUAGGACGAUCUCAUCGAAACCUCCUACGCCUGCUAGGCAUCAUCAUCAUCAGAACCCCCCUCCUUUGCCACCUCUCUCUGAGGAUUUGCGCUCUGAGGUGCAGAAAAUUUUGGCCUUUAAGCAAAGUUCUACGCAAGCUUUGCCCAAGUUGCUCUUUCCGCCCCAAUUCGACAACGAGUUGUUAAGAUUUGAUGAGCUGAUGAUUAAGAAGAACUUGUCGAAGAUGACCAAGUCUGCAGUGUAUGCGCAUAUUGCGAAUCAAUUGUGUAUGAAAAGCAAGACGCUAGUUGGGCGGUUGCGAAAACUGAAGGAACUCAAAGACGACUCCUUGCUGGAGCCCAUGCUGAUUGCUCUUAAGGACGCCGUGUCGAAGAUUAUGCCCGACAUUCUGUCUGCCUAUAAUCGUGAUUUGACAAACUACCAAGAGCGCUUAAAUACCUGGGAAAAUGAGCGGCUAACAAACCCCGAGGCCAAACGUCCUGGUGCUCCAAAGAAAAUAUUCCGGUGGAACUCUGAUUGUCGGUCUUUGCUUGAACGAAUAGUCGCUUUCCGCAUGGAAGCAACCUUCAGUGCGAUGGGCAAGUGCCUUGAUGAGGAUCAAAUGAAGCGUUUCUUGCACACUCUCAUCCCUCUCUGGCCUGACAAUUGGAUCUCUGUCGCAGCCCUUUGGCGAGCAGGUUCGUCUACCUAUCAAGGCAUGUUGAACAAAUUAAUGCCUGGUGCUUUUCCGACAGUUACGUCCUCCACUCCCAAUACCUCAAAGACGGUGGCACCUGUGUUCAGUAAAGCCAUCGGUGCCGUCAAUACUUUUGCAUUUCCAAACAGGGCAACAACGGCGACUGUUUCACCGGCCUCAGGAAAUAGAUCUUCAGUCACCUCAAAGCCGUCAACUUCUGUCGCUGCUGCUACCCCUCUCCGUACCACCCAGUCCGCUCUCACCCCAUUGCCCGCCACCUCGGGCGCCUCUAAUACGCGUUACAUCUCUCCCUCCACCCCACAGCAAACGUUUGCUCCCCAUGUCAGUAGUUCUGCUGCUGGUACUGGCGGCAAAGAGACCGGUGUAUAUAUGGUGCAGUUUGCCACGUCCUCACCUCCUGUCUCCGCUGCUGCCACAAUCAAGAAGGACACUCCUAAGGCUGCCAUAGUGGCACCUUUGAUCGACCUGACCGAGGUCCAGCAGGACUCUCCACCCCAGCUGCAGACCCUACCUUCCACUGCUAUCACUUCCUCCGUACCUUCUUCCAACUUUAGUCAGCCCGGUAUCGCCUCCAAGGCUGUAUCCCCCGUGCUGACAUCCCGGCGAGUCACCUGCGCGUCGCAGAGCCCUACCCCCGUCGUGCCCGCCGCUCCCCCCGCUGUCCGCGCAUCCGUUCCCUCUGUCACUGUCUCCAUGGGUCAGCUUCUCGGUCGCGCUCCCAUUAAUGUCUCUCAACAGCAGCAACAACAGGCCAGUAUGACCCUUCAAGCGGUGUCAAACAUUAUAUCAGCUUUUCAACAACAGAUUCUUCAAAAGCAGCGUCUCGCUGCUCACGAGAAUGUGCGCUACACAACUACAGCCGCGCCCAUCCUCAUGAACCGCUACCAUCAACCGCAGCACCCAGCAGCGCAGGCAACCACAAGGGUGGUGUCGGGAGCACCGGCACAGGCCUGGAACGUUGCGGUUUCUUCGGUCUCCUACGUCUCCACUGCUUCAAUUCCCUCCGUCUACUCCGCGCCGAUUGUUCAGAGUUCAUUGGUGUCUCGACCACCCCAACCACAGCAACUUCGGCAGCAACAAAUGCGCGCGGCUUCUGCUGGCUACAACAAACUCACCGAGCCCCAUAUCAGCUGGUCACAUCAGUACGACCUCGCUCAAGGAGUAGAUGUCAUCUUCCUAAGUUCCCUGGGUCUCGGCUGCGGCAUUUCCGGCAUAAAGUUGAACUGUGAUGCCGUGUAA